Molecule: messenger RNA, 2006 nt
Organism: Haliaeetus leucocephalus (bald eagle)
Lineage: Eukaryota; Metazoa; Chordata; Aves; Accipitriformes; Accipitridae
Gene: CPXM1
Product: carboxypeptidase X (M14 family), member 1
Exons: 14
Biological process (GO): proteolysis
Molecular function (GO): zinc ion binding; metallocarboxypeptidase activity
Source: RefSeq, a predicted model, not a curated record
CCCCGGCGCCUAGGAAGAAGCUGGUGCGGGUUAAAGUUGUGAAGAAGAAAGUGGUGAAGAAGAAGCCAAAGGCUCCGGCCAAGGACUCAGCUGCUCCGCAGGAGCCUCCAAGCCCAGCCCCCUCUGCUCUGCCCCCAGAGUGCCCCCCCCUGGGGCUGGAGUCCCUGCGGGUGCUGGACUCCCAGCUCCGAGCCUCCAGCGACAAGCGCUAUGGCCUGGGCGCCCACCGCGGGCGCCUCAACAUCCAGUCGGGGCUCUACGACGGGGACUUCUACGACGGUGGCUGGUGUGCAGGGCAGGAGGACACAGAGCAGUGGCUGGAGGUGGAUGCCCGCCGGCUCACCAACUUCACCGGCGUCAUCACGCAGGGGCUCAACUCCAUCUGGACGUACGACUGGGUGACAUCCUACAAAGUCCAGGUCAGCAAUGACACACACACGUGGCAGCCGUGCCGCAACGGCACCGAGGAGGCGGUCUUCCCCGGGAACAAGGACCCUGAGACGCCGGUGCUCAACCUGCUGCCCUCGCCGGUGGUGGCACGUUACCUGCGCAUCAACCCCCAGACCUGGUUCCAGAACGGCACUAUCUGCCUGCGGGCAGAGGUCCUGGGCUGCCCGCUGCCAGACCCGAACAACAUCUACGCCUGGCAGAGCCAGCCCCUGCCCACUGACAAGCUGGAUUUCCGCCAUCACAACUACAAGGAGAUGAGAAAGCUGAUGAAGCGGGUGAAUGACGAGUGCCCUGACAUCACCCGCGUCUACAGCAUCGGGAAGAGCUACCUCGGCCUCAAGAUGUACGUCAUGGAGAUCUCCGACAACCCUGGGCAGCACGAAGUGGGCGAGCCGGAGUUCCGUUACGUGGCGGGGAUGCACGGCAAUGAGGUGCUGGGCCGGGAGCUGCUGCUCAACCUGAUGGAGUACCUGUGCCGGGAGUUUCGGCUGGGCAACCCCCGCGUGGUGCAGCUGGUCACCGAGACCCGCAUCCACCUCCUGCCCUCCAUGAACCCCGACGGCUACGAGACCGCCUACAAGCUGGGCUCAGAGCUGUCGGGCUGGGCCAUGGGCCGCUGGACCUACGAGGGCAUCGACCUCAACCACAACUUCGCCGACCUCAACACAGCACUGUGGGAUGCUGAGGACAAUGACCUGGUGCCCCACGAGUUCCCCAACCAUUACAUCCCCAUCCCCGAGUACUACACCUUCGCCAACGCCACGGUGGCCCCCGAGACACGGGCAGUGAUCGACUGGAUGCAGCGGUACCCCUUCGUGCUGAGUGCCAACCUGCACGGCGGGGAGCUGGUGGUCACCUACCCCUUCGACAUGACCCGCACUUACUGGAAGGCGCAGGAGCUGACCCCGACCGCCGACGAUGGGGUCUUCCGCUGGCUGGCCACUGUCUACGCCACCUCCAACCUGGCCAUGGCCAGCGAGGAGCGGCGACUCUGCCACUACGAUGACUUCACCCGCUUCGGCAACAUCAUCAACGGGGCCAACUGGCACACGGUGCCUGGCAGCAUGAAUGACUUCAGCUACCUGCACACUAACUGCUUCGAGAUCACGGUGGAGCUCUCCUGCGACAAAUUCCCGCAUGCCUCCGAGCUGCCAGCCGAGUGGGAGAACAACCGGGAGUCCCUGCUGCUCUACAUGGAGCAGGUGCACCGCGGGAUUAAGGGAGUGGUUCGGGACAGAGACACGGAGCAGGGCAUCGCCAAUGCCAUCAUCUCUGUGGACGGCAUCAACCAUGACAUCCGGACGGCCUUCGACGGGGACUACUGGCGGCUGCUGAACCCGGGCGAGUACGAGGUGACGGCACGGGCCGAGGGCUACGAGGCGGCCACGCAGCCCUGCCGUGUCUCCUACGAGAACGUGCCCACACCCUGCAGCUUCCACUUGGCCCGGGAACGGCGGCAGCGGCUGCGGGGGCAGCUGCCCGGGGGGGCCCGCCUGCCCCCCGACCUGGUGCUGCGGCUGCGGCGCCAGCCGAUGGGGGUCACCUACCAGGGCUGA